This is a messenger RNA of Momordica charantia (bitter melon), 1263 nucleotides long. RefSeq names its product protein DOG1-like 4. Gene Ontology annotation, biological process: DNA-templated transcription. Lineage: Eukaryota; Viridiplantae; Streptophyta; Magnoliopsida; Cucurbitales; Cucurbitaceae. The record is from RefSeq and is a predicted model, not a curated record. Gene Ontology annotation, molecular function: sequence-specific DNA binding.
AAUUUCUCUUAGUUUAUUGUGUGCCGAACUCCACCACUUGCACAUUUAAUGUACAAACAACGAACAAGUACACCAAAGUCCCAUGUCGACCUCAUCCCUCCCAUUUGUAAUCUUUUGGAGAGUUGCUUAUGAUCUUAUCAAGUCAUAUAAAUUGGAAGCAAAAGGCAUUUCAUAGAACAUAAAUCUAAUAAUUCGUGGGUUCAUUAACUACUGGAUGCACUUGCAACGUUAAGUUUCGUUGCAGUAUGUCUACUUCUUCUUCCUCGUCACUUCCUCGAAAUGGUUUUCUUGAGCACGAAAGUUUCGAGGAAUUCUUCGAGAUUUGGCUGUGUGAGCAAAAUCGAUACCUCAAAGACCUCAUUUCCGUAGUCGAAAACCAAAUGCAGCAGGAUGUCGACACGCUCAUCGACGAUGUUGUUCGACACUACGAGAAUUACUACAAGGUGAAGUCAUGUUGGGUGGAGAAAGAUGUAUUGCACAUGUUGAGGCCCUCCUGGAGAUCAUCCCUUGAAGACGCAUUCCUUUGGCUUGGCGGGUGGCGGCCGAGCAUGGCUUUCCAUCUGCUCUACUCCAAGUCGGGGAUGCAGCUCGAGGCACAAUUGUCAGAGGUCCUUCGCGGCCUCCCCACCAACGACCUGGCCGACAUCUCUUCCGACCAACUCAUUCAAAUCGACGAGUUAAAGAGGCACACCAUAAAAGAGGAGAAAGAGACCACAGAGAAGAUGGCUAAGCAUCAAGAGACUAUAGCGGAUCGGUCGAUGGUCGAGAUGUCUCACAUGGCGACCAAGUCUAUAAUGGAAGGAGAGUCACGUGAGUCCCCAAUGGAAGGCAGGCUGAAGAUGGAACUUGAAAGGAAAGAGGAUGGUUUGCCGGAGGUUCUUCACAUGGCUGAUGAAUUGCGCCUAAAAACACUGAAGGGCAUUCUUGGAAUUUUGACCAAACCACAAACGGUACAUUUCUUGAUGGCUGCUGCGGAAUUGCACUUGAGGAUUCAUGAUUGGGGAAUACAAAGAGACUACUUGAAGCACUAAAAACAAAGAAAUCCCAAUAAAAAUUUUUCCUACACUUCAAAAAAGUUUUUAUCCCCUCUAAAGUUUUUUAUCCCCCUCCUUUUUACGGUAGCAUAUCACUCAUUACGUCUAUUACUCAUAAACUAUAUCAAUAAUAGAUUAUAUCAUUGAUUAACGUUUAUCAUUGAUAUAGCCUAUUAGUAAUGUAGUAUGUCGGACUAUUUUAGUCUUUUUUAUGAAUGGAUUUGAUUCA